UGAUUUUCAUCUUCACAUCUCUCUCUCUCUCUCUCCCCCCGUCUGCUUUCACUUCUGCUAUCCAAAAAUGGACACUACUGCUGCUGAUGCUCAUGCUCCUAGCACUACUACCACGGUUCAACGGGUGACCAAGAAAUCUUCGGAUGAGCUGCUGAGAAAAUUCGCAGAACUUGGGGAAGAGGAACCAAAGAAAAGGCUAAAAAAAAGCAAGACAAGGAAGGAAUAUUCAUUAUCAGCAUCUUGUGAGAGCCCAUCUCAUUACAGUAGUACGACCUUAGUGGAGAGAAGAUCUCUUCUUCCUCAGCUCACAAGGAAGUCUGUUUUGCUUAGGCAACUUGGGAUUGGGAGGUCUCAGUUUAGAGCUAGAGAUAUCAAGAACAAGUCAAUCUUGGUUGCCAUUGAAAAGACAUGGCGUAAGACAUUAGAAGGAGCUUCGAAAGUGCUUUUGGAGAAGAAGCAUUACAAUCGACAUAGACGCUUAAUCAGUGACGUUGUGUAGCUUCAAGUUUUUCUUUUAAUUUUACUGAAUUAUAGCUUUGUAUUAGAGAGAGAAAUGUUUAAUUAGUCUUUGUAUA
Messenger RNA from Hevea brasiliensis (rubber tree), 575 nucleotides. RefSeq lists its product as uncharacterized. The transcript has 2 exons. The record is from RefSeq and is a predicted model, not a curated record. NCBI's taxonomy places the organism in Eukaryota, Viridiplantae, Streptophyta, Magnoliopsida, Malpighiales, Euphorbiaceae. Bases 68 to 499 code for a protein of 143 amino acids.